Dermochelys coriacea (leatherback sea turtle) is the source of this 6041-nucleotide messenger RNA. It is a transcript of the gene PKD2L1, whose product is annotated as polycystin 2 like 1, transient receptor potential cation channel. Gene Ontology annotation, biological process: detection of mechanical stimulus; potassium ion transmembrane transport. The transcript is spliced from 17 exons. Gene Ontology annotation, molecular function: sodium channel activity; calcium-activated potassium channel activity; muscle alpha-actinin binding. The record is from RefSeq and is a predicted model, not a curated record. Gene Ontology annotation, cellular component: membrane. Lineage: Eukaryota; Metazoa; Chordata; Testudines; Dermochelyidae. Bases 694 to 3285 code for a protein of 863 amino acids.
GGCUUCAUCGACACUCGUGGUCUUCCAUCCCCUUGAGUUACCUAGUGGCCAUGCCCGGUGUCCCCAACAUCUGUGUGCUGCUAAAGUCAGAAUGGGUGCUAAGUGCUGGCCUCACUCUGCUCCCACUGAAGUCAAUGGUAAAAUUCCCCUUGCCAUCCAUGGCGCCGUGCUAGACAAAUGCUGAGGACCCAGCCCUAUUGUUAAACCAGAGCCAUCUCUUCUGCUCAUGGGGCCUGAUCCAGCCCUGCCUCCCCCACCUCCCUGGGAACUGGGAGAGUCUGGGUGCAGAAGAAGUUGUGAAAGUUUGCAGCUCCUGGGGGAAGGGAACCUCUUAUGCACUGAUGAGCUCAGCUCCUUUGAGACGCCCUGCACCCCAGGGCAUGGGACUGGGAGGGGCACAGUUGGUGGCUCUAUGCCAAUGCACACCACUGCAAAAUCCCUGCAGGGCCAGUCUUACUCUGAAUAGCUAGUUCCACCCUCCACUGUGGAGCUAGUGGGAUCUCUAUGGAGACAUGAACUGUGUUAACCCUUUGGACCCUGGACACCCAACGAAGCACUGACUUGCUUGGAAAACACAGAUGUUUCUAUGGUUGUGGGCAGUAUUGUAGCCAUGUCAGUCCCAGGAUAUUAGAGAGACAAGGCAGUUUGCACCAGCGAGUGAAUUAAAAGCACAUCACUCCCUGGUGAACCGCCAUGAGCUCCUCCCGGUUAAACAACAGAGCAGAGAGCCACUUUCGAACCCAGGAGGAGCACGAGCUAGAGACCCUGGGGAAGAAAGCAUGGGACAAUCCUGUUUACAAUGGCUCCCCCUCUGCCUCUCUGAAGAUCCGAGCCAUCUACAACCCCAAGACCAUUCUGGAGAACCCCUACGAGAACAUUGAGAAGCUGGGGGACUCCCUUCCCUACCAAGAAGAGAGGAAAAAGGCGGAGGAUGUAAAGAAGAAACCCUUGUCCAGGUGCUGCUUCUAUGUCUUCAAAGGCAUCCGAGGCCUCUGGGGGACAACUCUGACUGAGAAUACUGCUGAAGACCGAGAGCUGUAUGUAAAGACCACGCUGCGAGAGCUGCUGGUUUAUGUCAUCUUCCUGGUGGAUAUCUGUCUACUGACUUAUGGAAUGACCAGUACAAAUGCCUAUUACUACACCAAAGUGAUGUCCAGCCUCUUCCUGCAUACCCCUUCAGACAGCGGGGUCUCCUUCCAGUCCAUCGGUAGCAUGGCUGAGUUCUGGGGGUAUGCCCAAGGCCCAUUGCUGGAUAGUUUGUACUGGACCAAAUGGUACAACAAUGAGUCACUAGCUCACAGCACCCAGUCCUACAUCUACUAUGAGAAUCUGUUGCUUGGUGUCCCACGUCUGCGCCAGCUGAAGGUAAAGAACAACUCGUGUGUGGUGCAUGACAACUUUAAAGAGGACAUUUCAGGCUGCUAUGAUGUGUACUCUGAGGACAAGGAGGAAAGAAUCCCCUUCGGGCUCAUCAAUGGAACUGCGUGGAGGUACCAUUCUGAGGAAGAACUGGGCGGCUCAUCCCACUGGGGUCGACUAACCAGCUAUAGUGGGGGAGGAUAUUACAUAGACCUCAAGCUGACCCGGGAGGAGAGUGCGGAAGCCCUGCAAGUCCUGAAGGAGAAGCUGUGGCUGGACCGGGGCACCCGAGUGGUCUUCAUUGACUUCUCAGUGUAUAAUGCAAACAUCAACCUGUUCUGUGUGCUGAGGUUAGUAGUUGAAUUUCCAGCCACCGGUGGUGCAAUCCCCUCCUGGCAAAUCCGCACGGUGAAGCUCAUCCGAUACGUUAGCACCUGGGACUUCUUCAUUGUGGCCUGCGAGAUCAUCUUCUGUGUCUUCAUCUUCUACUACGUGGUGGAGGAGAUUCUGGAGCUGCGCAUCCACAGGCUCCAGUACUUCACCAGUGUCUGGAACAUCCUGGAUGUGGUGGUCAUACUGCUGUCCAUCAUUGCCAUUGUGUUCCACAUCUUUCGCACCAUUGAGGUGAACAGGCUGAUGGGAGAGCUGCUGAGGCACCCUGACAUCUAUGCAGACUUUGAGUUCCUGGCUUUCUGGCAGACCCAGUACAACAACAUGAACGCAGUCAACCUGUUCUUCGCCUGGAUCAAGAUAUUCAAGUACAUUAGCUUUAACAAAACAAUGACCCAGCUUUCCUCCACGCUGGCUCGCUGUGCCAAGGACAUCCUGGGUUUUGCCAUCAUGUUCUUCAUUGUGUUCUUUGCCUAUGCCCAGCUGGGCUACCUUCUCUUUGGGACACAAGUGGAAAACUUUAGCACCUUUAUUAAAUGCAUUUUCACUCAAUUUCGGAUCAUACUUGGCGACUUUGACUACAAUGCCAUUGACAAUGCCAACAGGGUGCUGGGGCCCAUUUACUUUGUCACCUAUGUCUUCUUCGUUUUCUUUGUGCUGCUGAACAUGUUCCUGGCCAUCAUCAACGACACCUACUCAGAAGUCAAGGAGGAGCUUUCAAACCAGAAGAACGAGCUGCAGCUCUCAGACAUCCUGAAGCAGGGCUAUCACAAGACACUGAUGAAGCUGAAGUUGAAGAAAGAGCGGAUUUCGGACGUUCAGAAGGCUCUCCAGAAUGGGACAAAGGAGCUAGAGUUUGAGGAUUUUAAGAACAGUUUGAAAGAGCUGGGUCAUGCUGAGCAUGAGAUCACAGCGACCUUUUCCAGAUUUGACAAAGAUGGUAACCAGAUCCUUGAUGAAGAGGAACAGAAGCGAAUGAGGCAUGACCUAGAGGAGAAAAGGGUUGCUUUGAAUGCAGAGAUUGAAAACUUGGGGAAAUCCUACGGUGAUAACAACCUGGAUGAGAAUUUGACCCUUGUGGAUGCAAAGAACAAUCACACCAAUAAGUCCAGCUGGGUGUCUGAGGAAGAAUUCCAAAUGUGGGUCACUGCUGGUGCUAGUCCAGCAUCUGAAAGCAAAGGGCUUGGUUUCCUGCUGCCCUGCCCCCCCAUGGAGCCACAUCCACCUGUGCCUCACGGCCUCCUGCGACGGGUCCUGCAGCUGGAGCACUCCAUUGGCAGCAUUGUGUCCAAGAUCGACUCAGUGGUGAGCAAGCUGGAGACGCUGGAGAGAAACAAACUGCAGAGGAAAGACCUGGUGGGCAAGCUGCUCGACAACAUCAGCAAGGAGGAACAGCCCAGCCAGGAAGAACUGCUCCAGCGGAACCUAGACCCGCUGGUGAAGGAAAACCAAGAAGGCUGGGAGACAAAGCACAUGCUGGGAAGCAACCUCAAUGGGAGCUCUCCCCAAAAUGUCCCUCUGACCUCAUGGCGAUAACCAUGCCUUCACCCCCGCACUCAAUAGGCACAGAGUUGAGCUGAGAGGAGUCUGGCUGAAGUAAGCAGGUGCUCUGAAGAAUAGGUGGGCAUGGGCUCUGUUGCUGAAGGCAGCGUUGAAAGUGGGCAUGGGGAGAGGAUUGCAGGGGUUGCAGACCAUCGAGCAGUCACUGCGGGGCACCUUUAAGCAAUUUCUUACCAAAGCUGCUGUUCCCAGAAUCUGACAGCUCGUCCCGCCGCCCCCCCCCCCCCGCCGUUUUUUCAGACCGCUUUAAGCACCGACUGAAGGAGAUCUAUGGCUGGGCCAUUAACAUGGUUUCCAACUCAUCUGUUAACCCUCGAAUUCUCACCAUUCCCCAAAACUGCAGAUUGUGAAGUUUCACGGCACCAGCCAUCUAGUUGUGAAAUGACGACAUUUCCCCUGGGUUUUGCCAUGGGAACAAUUUUGCUUGAAGUUGAGCUGAGAGUGGCCAUCCAGUGGAAAUGUGGUGACAACAGGACCUUUGACAGCAUCUCAGUGCAGUGUAAAAAUGUUCCUAUUCUGAGCAUUUUACACCUGACUUGAGACUAUUUUAACUAUCAACCCCCCUGGAGCUGAUGCCACCAACUAUUGAUGCUGGGCCAGAUUCUCAGCUGGUGUGAAGUGGCAGUGAACUCAGUGGGGUAUGCUCAUUUACACCAAUUAAGAAUCCAGCUGUUUCUACAUUCCAGAUUGUCCAUUUCAUUAUUUUGUAUGUUUCUGGUCACAGCAGUAAACUCUGACACCAGCAAUUAAAUAUCUUUAAUAAGUAACAUUGCAGGAGAUUGUUCAAUGAAAUUAGCCAUUAUGAGAUUUUAGAUUUCAGUUAUGUUAACUUACAUUUUAUAUAGUAACUUUCAUCCCAAAGUUCUCUACAGAUUUUUUUACCUGUAUGCAGUAUAAAGAAAUCACUUCACCCACUGCUGAAAUGCAGCCACCUUUGGGGUGGAAGAUGGCAGUUGUUUAGUAGCAGUACUACACAAAAGUUCAGUACAGGAAUAAAGGGAUUUGAAAUAUCAUAAUCACAAAUGCACCACAGAGAGGUAAACUGUAUUAAACUCAAAUGUCCUCUUCAAUCUGUGUAUAAAAAUGGUCUCUGAUGUAUUUGGGUGUUGUUAGACUAUGGUUACCCAUUCACUGCAAGCUGUAAUAUUUAUCACACUCUGAAGUUAUUCUUCACUUAUUAAAGUGCAAAGGGACCAUGUAAGGGAAUUAGAAUUUCCCAGGAUAAGAAAUGUAACAGAGAUCCUCUAUAAACUAUAAUCACACAAUGGUACGCGUGCCUCUUUUGAGAACAAGAAUACAGAGUCUUGGCAAGCCCACAGAGGUCCAGCCAGAGUUGUGUGUGCACAGCAGCAGAACCUACAGACCUUUGUAAAUACAUGUUUUACAGCUGGGUUUCAUUGCUCAGAUCAGUAGCUGACUGUGGGUGCGAAGGCUUAAUUGUAACAAAAAUGGUUCUAUUUUUUAAAAGAUCUUUUUCGUGUGCAUUUCAUCUCCUGAGUUCAGGCUCCUGGAUUAGCCCCUGAACUGAUUUUCCUGCAUACAAUUCAAGCGCACAUGGGGCAGCAUUUGCUGUCAGAACUGGGGAGAUAUCCCAAACACCUAAAGUCAAGCAGUCCACUUUGAGGCCUUGAUCUUGCCCCAAUGGGUGUUAUGUCAUUGGCUUCUGUGGGAGCAGGACUCGGCCCCAAGCCAGGGAAAUGGAGGAUCCUGAACUCAGCUCUUGGCAGGAACUUGAGGGAGGAACAGAUUUUCCAAGGUCUUGUACUGUAAAGUUGUUUGUUUCUCGUUCUGGGUUUAUACAUUUCUUGUUCUCCUUGGUGUGUGUUUGAAUACUUUUCCAUUCACCUUCCAGGAUGAUUUAAUUCAGAUGUAUUAGGAUGGGGAUUCACUGCAGGGGAAAUUCACCCAGCAGUGCAGAGAUGGAGAAGACCUACCAAUGCAGCAAAGCAGUCAUGGCUCCACUGCACUGGGGGCUUGGGGAGAGGGACUCUACACUCACCCUGUGGUAGAGCUGGCUCUACAUCAGCCGCCAUAGAGUGAGGGGUUGGGGGCAGGAUCAUGGCAUGGCCAGCGGGUCCAAAAUCACACAGGGCACUGGUCCCAAAUCCCAGGCUCAGGAUAUGUGUGGGAAUCAUGGCUCCUAUUUCAACCCAGGAGUGGAGUCAUGACCCCAGUGGGGCUGCAGGGAUUCCCUGUGCCCCACCCGUAGACUGGAAGGUGGAUUCCUUUUUCCCUUCAUCCCUGUGUAACUCGUAGCAAAAAGGCUGCUUCUCUGGCCUUGUGUUGUGGUUCUGGAUGUGUGAAUUUCACCCACAGUGUAAAGCACUUCCUGUAGCUAGUGUCUGCACCAAUGCUUUAUAUGUUCCCUGUAUGACUCCAUGCAAUCGUCUCUUGUAUGUGCCUUUGCUGAACAUGUAAUCAUGUAUGUGACACGUAUGAUAAACAUCUCUCAAAGAUGAUCGUGUCUUAGGCUAUGGCGGAUCAAACCUAUCGCGCAUCCCCUGAACUCCGGUGUCCUUCCUAGCACCUAUUAGUGUUUGAUGUGUAGACUGUAUCUGCUGACCAGCUGAGAAAUAACAUAAAUUAAUUGCACUGAAUGGCAGAAUCAUUCCUGCUGUAUUUUCAAAUGUGGUAUUUUUGGCCUUUUGUCAUAGCAGGAGGUGACGACACUGCUGGUGUGACAGGGCCAAUGUGGAGUGAAGGGUUUUCCCGCACAGGCUGUGCAUGGCCUU